AUGACACCCUUUCUUACAGGUCAACCUGAUUCAAAUUUGUGCAUUUCUGUGAACGCACAGACAGGAGAGUGGAAUACUGUUGCCUGUGGCCUGACCGAAUGCUUCGUAUGCGAGACUCCUCAAGCAAUGAGCGAUUGUGCAGAUUGGUACAAAGCGGGUUACAAAGACAAUGGGAUGUACAGAAUAUUGCUAAAUGGACAAUCGUACAAUGUCUAUUGCAAUAUGGACAAUGGAGGUGGUUGGAUAGUUUUUCAGAGUAGAAUCAAUGGAAAUGAACUAUACUGGAACAGAACGUGGAGCGAGUACAAAAAUGGUUUCAAUACGGAACAAAUGAACACGAAUUCAAACUUCUGGCUAGGACUCAACCUACUGCAUCAGCUUACAACAAAAAACAAUGAUGUAACGUUGAGAAUCGAGAUGAGAGGUGAUCGAACACCAGGAUCUACAAAAGCGAAUGCAUACUGGUUCAAUGAGUACACUAAAUUUCAGAUAGGAGACGAAUCUACCAACUACCAGCUAAUCAACAUGUACGUAGAUUGGCAAAACAACAAAGGAAACGCCUCUACUGGAUGGUACGAUAUGACAUACUCAAUUGGAGCAAGUUUUUCGACAGUGGAUAAAAUCAACGAUCCGCAAACAGACUGUGUGACGAAAUACAAAAUGGGAGGAUGGUGGUUACGAAAUUGUGCUUUAUCAUCACUGAAUGGAGACUAUGCCAUUGACAAAUCAAAUGAUGGAUAUGGUAUGUUCUGGAUCGUGAAUGGUCUUGACGACAUUAUUCAUCCUCGGGAAUCUAUCAUGAUGAUAAGGCCCACGUCUUUUGGGUAG
Molecule: messenger RNA, 828 nt
Organism: Cylicocyclus nassatus
Lineage: Eukaryota; Metazoa; Nematoda; Chromadorea; Rhabditida; Strongylidae
Source: the annotation of a GenBank genome assembly